Messenger RNA from Pteronotus mesoamericanus, 225 nucleotides. RefSeq names its product ubiquitin-fold modifier 1-like. The transcript has a single exon. The record is from RefSeq and is a predicted model, not a curated record. Gene Ontology annotation, cellular component: nucleus; cytoplasm. Gene Ontology annotation, biological process: protein K69-linked ufmylation. NCBI's taxonomy places the organism in Eukaryota, Metazoa, Chordata, Mammalia, Chiroptera, Mormoopidae. Bases 1 to 225 code for a protein of 74 amino acids.
AUGUUGAAGGUUUCCUUUAAGAUCACGCUGACACCCGACGUGUGGCUGCUGUACGCAGCACUCAGUGUUCCUGAAAAGACACCUUUCAUAGCUGUUUUAAAGUUUGCAGCAGAAGAAUUUAAAGUCCCUGCAGCCACAACUGCAAUUAUUACCAAUGAUGGAAUAGAAAUAAAUCCUGCACAGACUGCUGGAACUGUCUUCGGAAAGCAUGGUUCAGAGCUGUGA